GCUUGUCGAACUUCUUUGACGUCGCAGCCGUUUCAUCAACGGGGGCGGAGCCACACCGGGACAUUUGUUAUGGAAUAUGUCGUUCGUCGGAGCAGCGAUGAUAGCCACAUCAAAGUCAAGAGUGUUGAGCCUCGCUAGGGCGUCUUCUCUCCUCAGUAACUUCCAUGUGAGCCGGCAGGUGCAGUGGCAUCCUCAGAGCCCGCAGUGUCUCUACACAGCUGGGGUGCAACGCUUCAGCAGCGCCUCAGCCCAGGAGCAACCGGUGGCGUCAAGCCCCUCAGAGGACAAGGUGCACCUCAGUGAAUCGUGUGUCAAGAGAUUAAAGGAAAUAAUGACGGCGGGCGAGUACCUGAGGAUACAUGUGGAAGGAGGAGGCUGCUCCGGCUUCCAGUACAAGUUUUCUGUUGAUAGCAACAGGAGUGAAGAUGACAGGUUGUUUGAGCGGGAGGGAGUCGGGGUCAUCGUGGAUGAGGAAAGCCUGGAGUUUGUGAAAGGAGCCACGCUGGACUACAGCCAGGAGUUGAUCCGUUCCACCUUCCAAGUACUCAAGAAUCCCCAAGCGGAUCACGGCUGCUCCUGCGGCAGCUCCUUCUCCGUCAAAUUAUGAGACCCACCCCAGUCACAGCAUAUAUGAAUUAUAUUGGAUUAUCUCAGAAUUCUUAAUUUAUUUUACCAGCGUUUCAUUUUAAUUACAAAUUAAUAAUAACAUCCUCUGACAAUCCAUAACACUGCUAGAAUACUCGCUUGCUUGGAAACGUAUUCUUUACUUAUAUAUACAAUUUUUUGAAUUGAAUGAAAGGCAAAGAUAGUGAUUCAUCACUGUGUAUGGAUCCUUGCUAUUUUGCAAAUAGUAACAUUGUCAGUGAUGCUUCUUGACAGUGGAGUUCAGUGGAGUUUUUCUGCACAGAUUUGCAAUGUCUUUACAGAACAGAGAGUAUUUUGAAGUGGUUUAUAUGAUCGAGCAUUCAAUGCUUAGAUUUAUCUUUGUAUGUAAAAAUGUAAAUAGACCAUAUCUAUGAAUAUAAAGUGUCAAGCAAUCUCA
Messenger RNA from Myripristis murdjan (pinecone soldierfish), 1042 nucleotides. It is a transcript of the gene isca2, whose product is annotated as iron-sulfur cluster assembly 2. The transcript is spliced from 4 exons. Bases 77 to 607 code for a protein of 176 amino acids. Lineage: Eukaryota; Metazoa; Chordata; Actinopteri; Holocentriformes; Holocentridae. The record is from RefSeq and is a predicted model, not a curated record. Gene Ontology annotation, biological process: iron-sulfur cluster assembly. Gene Ontology annotation, cellular component: mitochondrion. Gene Ontology annotation, molecular function: 4 iron, 4 sulfur cluster binding; 2 iron, 2 sulfur cluster binding; iron ion binding.